AUGUUAUUAUCUGCUUCGGUACUUGGUAGUCUAAUCGUCUCCUUUAUGAUAAUCCCCAAAUUCGAACCAGCAAAACCCUUUCCUCAAUGGCCAAAUCCUCCUACCAAACCUACCGGCGCCGAACUAGGAGCUACCGGAACUGGCUGGAGCUCCCGGACGACGUCACCGCUUCCAUACUCUCCCGCCUCGGCGCCAUAGAAAUCCUGACGCGAGCUCAGAAGGUCUGCAUGCCGUGGCGCAAAAUCUGCAAGGACCGUUUGAUGUGGCGCACCAUCGACAUGAGAAACGACGGUUUUCUCCGCGAUUACGACUUCGACUUGGACAAGAUGUGCCGCCACGGCGUUGAUCGGAGCUCCGGCGGUCUCGUCGACAUCAAUGUCGAACACUUCGGCACCGAUGAGCUCCUCAAGUAUAUCACUAAUAGUUCAACUGGAAUUAGACGCCUCCGUUUAGUCUGUUGUUAUGGCAUAACCGAUGAGGGGUUGAUUGAAGUGGCUUCGAAACUUCCGCUGCUGGAGCACCUUGAAAUUUCUUUCAGCUUUGCCUCUGCUCAAUCUUUGGAAGUGAUUGGGCGCUCUUGCCCUCUUUUGAAAUCACUCAAACUGAACAAAUAUGGGUACAGAUGCCCGUAUCAUGAGUGCGAUGAUGAUGCACUUGCUAUAGCGUCCACAAUGCAUGAUCUACACCACCUGCAGCUUUGCGGUAAUAAGCUGACCAAAGAUGGCUUGCAGAAAAUCCUUGAUUGUUGUCCAAAUCUUGAGUCACUUGAUCUGCGCAAGUGUUUCAAUAUCAAUUUCGGGGUAGUUUCGAAAAGAAGAUGCAGUAAACGAAUUAAAAGUUUACGGCUUCCUGAUGAUUCCACCGAUGACUAUGAGUUUGAUCGUGCAAAUCGUAGGGAGUUAUAUGCUCAAACCCAUUGCGACCCAGAUUAUGGUGACUUCCUCCUAUUCGGACGUUCUGUUUUUGGUCGAGAUUGGUAAACAGCAUCAGAUGUACGGAGCAUUGCCAGGGCAACUAUUGUUCUAGUAUACUAGUAUGUAAUAACUUAUAGCUAUAUGCUUUACUCGAGCAUAUAGCUCUACUGGGUGUUGUUGUAGUACUUUGUAAUUCCAGUUGAGAUGGUUGAGUUGAGCUUC
Messenger RNA from Rosa rugosa (rugosa rose), 1136 nucleotides. Its product is annotated as F-box protein SKIP19-like. NCBI's taxonomy places the organism in Eukaryota, Viridiplantae, Streptophyta, Magnoliopsida, Rosales, Rosaceae. Gene Ontology annotation, molecular function: protein binding. The record is from RefSeq and is a predicted model, not a curated record. The coding region runs from base 87 to 980 and encodes 297 amino acids. The transcript has 2 exons.